UGGCCUCCUCCACUCCGUGGGGAUGAAAAGGGCCACUCUGUCCCGCCCCUGCAGUGACUGAGAGGAGAGGCUGCUUAUGCAAGAUAAUUCUUCACAGAUAAGACGCCCUUCACAACUUUUAACCACAUGACGAUGUGGCAACAGCAAUGCGCUCACACACCUGUUCAGAAGCUCCACUGUCCAAUCUCAGGCGCGAGGCGGGGGAGCUGUGAGGACUGGGUGCGGAAGGAAGACGCGAUCUGUACACGCUCAGAGGCCCCUUGCCUCGGAUAGGAUUAAGUCCCGAAGAGAAACCGUGAAUGCGAGGGUUUGCCCAUUACUGACCCCCUCAAUUACUUGCACCCUUCCAAGGGACACAGAUGUUGCCAAUACCCGCCGGCUCCGCUUGGGGGCGCAAGACCGAGAGUUCUGCCCCGAGGCGCCUCCAGCAGCUCGGAUAAAACCGCCUCCGCGGCCAGCUGGCCCCCUCCUUGUCUCUGAGUUUCCCAUGGCCUCGCCGUGGGCGCAGCGCUUCUGCGAGGCGGCGCCCUCCAAGGCAGCAACUUCGACGGCGGCGGCAGCAGCAGCAACGCUGCCUGCUUUCGAGGCCGGACUUUGGCACGGGCUGUGCCUGGGCAGCGCAACGCUGAGCUUGCUCGGGGUGGCGCUACUGAAGGCGCUUCGAAGCCACCGACAUCGCCGCGGAUCGUGCCGGGCUUCCGACGGCCGCUUGGGCACGGCCAGCGCGCUCCGGAGAGCCGCCCUCUCCAGCGGUUGCCUGGGCACGGCGGGGAUCCUCCUCCGUUCUCUGCUGUGGCUGGCACCGCCUUCUGGGUUGGUCUGUCCCCUCUGCAUCCUGACUCUGAUCUGGGUGCAAUACUGCUUCGUCUCCCACUUCUGGGCCCUCUUCUGCUACUCGCUGGAGGCCUUUCUGCUGCUGCGGGACCCAACUGGCCACAGGUCCUUAACCCUCUACUACUUGCUCUGCUGGGGAGUAUCGACCAUUCAGUUCCUUCCAGGUCUUCAGCUGUUGAUGGCUCCACCAGAUGCACGUUGCAGCUCCCACCAGCCCUUGGCUGAGGUCCUGGCUGUGGCACAUUGUGCUGCUUCCUACGUCCCGCUCACCUUGGUCCUCCUGGGAAGUCCUGUGCUCUUUUCCAGGGCCCUUGCGGCAGUGCCCGCUCUGCUGCAGAGGGACGUGGGGAGGUACACAGCCAGUGAACGGCGGCAGCAGCAGCAGCUCCGCAGGAGGUUCCUCUGCAUCAUGGCAACCUUCGUGGCCUGCUGGAUGGCAAAUGUGGUGAAUGAGGUGCUGCUGCUGCUGGAACGAGAGUCCUUGUGGAGGUUGGAGACCCGGCACCUGUUGCAUGAUGCAGCCCUUGCCUGCUGGGCCAUGAUGGCCAUCCUGAAUCCUCUCUCUGGGUUCCUCCUGAUGCUGGUGUUCUCGGUCCGGAGAAGAGACUCGUUUGUCAGGAGGAGAAGGCCCACCUGGGGGGCCUCGGGUGACACUUUGGAGGACAGUGCCAGGAACUGUGACCUGCUCUCAGAGGCCACCCGUGACCCUGCGUUUGGCUUCCUGGUGAGCCCUGGGAUGCUGGAGGUAUCCAGCCUCUUGGCUUCAUUGGACACCAGCACCUCCAUGGACGACUUCUACUCAGUGGCCGAGAACAGUCCCGUCCAGCCUCUGUGCCAGGAUGUGCAAGUGAGCCAGGAAGAGGGAAGUUCGGCUGAAGGCUGCUGCAAGGAGGGGCUUCUGGGCUGGAGCUGCAGGGGCUGAAUCGAGGCUGUGGUGCCCCGGCUGGCUGGCUUCCUCUCGCUCCCCCAUGAGGCUAGCCUCCUAGGACCACCAUCUUUCCUCUUCCUCCUGUGGUUCAAAAUCCCUAGGUUGAUGGACAGAGCGCCUGGAAACAGGCUGGCUGUGAGUAAUUAAACACACGUCUUUGUACCUGG
Molecule: messenger RNA, 1929 nt
Organism: Hemicordylus capensis (graceful crag lizard)
Lineage: Eukaryota; Metazoa; Chordata; Lepidosauria; Squamata; Cordylidae
Product: G-protein coupled receptor 143-like
Exons: 10
Coding region: 488-1756 (422 amino acids)
Biological process (GO): G protein-coupled receptor signaling pathway; regulation of calcium-mediated signaling; melanosome organization
Cellular component (GO): plasma membrane; melanosome membrane
Molecular function (GO): L-tyrosine binding; L-DOPA receptor activity; L-DOPA binding
Source: RefSeq, a predicted model, not a curated record